Molecule: messenger RNA, 1116 nt
Organism: Macrosiphum euphorbiae (potato aphid)
Lineage: Eukaryota; Metazoa; Arthropoda; Insecta; Hemiptera; Aphididae
Source: the annotation of a GenBank genome assembly
AUGUGUUCCAAUCUAAUGCUUCAUCAAAAUAUAAUUAAAAAUAAUGUUAAAAAAAGAAGAAAGUUAAUUUCAACAUUUUUAAAAAGACAACAACAUUAUAGGAUAAAUAAUACAGUUGAUAAAUGGAUAGAAGCAUACAUUGACAAUGAUUUUCAUGGACAUUUCCGAAUGACAAGAAGUACUUUUACAAAACUGGUAUCAAUGUUUAGGCAAGAUGCACAAAUGGAUGUAUCUUAUACUGGAGGCCAUGAACCUUUGUCAAUUGAAAAAAAAUUAUUGAUAACUCUAUGGUACUUAGCUAAAGAAGGAGCUAUGUUCACCACUGGUGAAUUUUUCAACAUUGCAAAAUCUACUGUAAAAAAAGCUGUAGACCUAGUGGUAAAUCAAUUAUGUAAAUUCUCCUCUAAAAUAAUUGUUUGGCCUAAGAAAUCGGACUGUGUAGAAAUUGCGAAAGUUUUUCAUGAAAAGUCCAAGUUUCCAGGUGUUAUUGGUGCUAUUGACGGAUGCCAUUUUACUGUAAAACCUCCUGCAGAUCAACAGGAUAGCUAUACAGAUAGAAAAUUAAACAAAUCAAUUCUAAUGCAAGGAAUUUGUACAUCCAAUAAAAUAUUUACAAAUGUAAAUGUGGGGUUCCCUGGUAGGCUACACGAUGCUAGGGUUUUUGUUAAUAGUCAAGUGUCCAUAAAAGUUGAUGAAGAAGGGCAAGAAGAAUUAUUUUACAGUUAUAAAUAUCAUUUGCUAGGAGACUCUGCGUACCUUAAUCUUAGCUGGUUGAUUGUUCCCUUUAAAGACUAUGGAAAUUUGAAUAGUAGACAGAGACAAUUUAAUUAUACACUAAGCAAAGCAAGGGUAUGCAUAGAACAUGCCUUUGGUUUACUUAAAGGUAGAUGGAGGCGUUUGUUAUACAUAAAUACAACAAACAUGAAAAAAGCCUCAAAAAUUAUACUUGCCUGUUGUGUACUUCAUAAUUUUUGUCUUUUAAAUGAUGAUUACCUCGAUGUUGUUGUUGAAAAUAUUCUCAAAGUUAAUGAAAGCCAAGAACAUACAAGAAAUAGAUUUGAAAUUUUAACUGGAGAUGUAAAAAGAAAUGAAAUUUUAAGACUGUUAAAUAUAUAA